CCAAUCGGUGCGUUGCACCCAAAGCGGCGGUGUUCUCUGCAGAGCGCUAUGAUACCUGGGAGGAGGACGGAACGCCACCCGCACCACUACGGCUCCCUCUACUCUACCGCUAACACCACACUGCUCUGGAUGCUGCGGAUAGAGCCCUUCACCACGUUCUUCCUGAAUGCCAAUGAGAACCAGUUUGACCAUCCUGACAGAGCCUUCUCUGGCAUCGCACGGGCCUGGAGGAACUGCCAACGGGACACCGCUGAUGUCAAGGAGUUGAUCCCAGAGUUCUACUACCUUCCAGAGAUGUUUGUUAACAGCAGUGGCUUUGAGCUGGGACAGAGAGAGGACGGGACUCCUGUGUCUGACAUAGAACUGCCAGCCUGGGCCAAGAAACCUGAGGACUUCGUACGCAUCAACCGCAUG
Oncorhynchus masou masou (cherry salmon) is the source of this 414-nucleotide messenger RNA. Its product is annotated as neurobeachin-like. Gene Ontology annotation, molecular function: protein kinase binding. The transcript is spliced from 3 exons. The annotation marks the transcript as partial. The record is from RefSeq and is a predicted model, not a curated record. Gene Ontology annotation, cellular component: cytosol; membrane. Gene Ontology annotation, biological process: intracellular protein localization. Lineage: Eukaryota; Metazoa; Chordata; Actinopteri; Salmoniformes; Salmonidae.